UCUUCGUAAGGAGAUUUUGAUUGUUGUUGAGACUGUAGACCUGUUCAAUACCUCCCCUGUGCGAUGUUGGGAACAAGGUGAAGGGCCCAGGAAGCGGAAGUGGAGGGUUUGUGCGCACUAGACAGGGGCGGGGCGGGGACGACGCCGCCGCUUGCGGCGAGUAACCGUGCCGACUCCGACCCGGUCGCUGGACUGUCGACGCUCCGCUCCGCUCCGCGCAAAGGCUCCGAUGGCGGCUUCUGCACUGAGGGACCCACCUCAGGGCAGUGUGACCUUUGAGGAUGUGGCCGUGUACUUCUCCUGGGAGGAAUGGUGUCUUCUUGAUGAGGUUCAGAUACACCUGUAUCUUGAUGUCAUGCUGGAGAACUUUGCAGUUGUAUGCAUGCUGGGUUCUUUUCCUGCAGUUGAGGAUGAAGAGAUGCCUUCUGAACAGAAUGUAUCUGCAGAAGGAGUGUCACAGAUGAGGACCCCCAGGGCAGGUUCAUCUCCUGAGAGGGCCCAGCCGUGUAAGAUGUGCAUCCCUGUUUUGAGAGACAUUUUGCACUUGGCUGAAGAGCAAGGAACAAAUAGGGGGCAGAAAGCAUACACAUGUGGGGCAUGUGGGAAACAGUUCUAUUUCACUGCAAACCUUCAAGAGCACCAGAAGCAGCACAUUAGCGAGAAACCCUUCAGCUGUGAUAUGGGGAGACCCGCAUUUUUCAAAAGCUGCACAAUCCAUGUAAUGGAGAAUCUCUCUACCUACAUGGAGAUUGGGAACAACUACGUGGCCAACAUGGAACUUCAGCCACAGACCACUAAUACCAGGAAGAAACUGAACAACAGUAAGGAGUGUGAAGCUGUUUUUCACAGUGGAAAAGGUCAUCACAGCUGGGGAGAAGGCAAGAAAGCCUCCAGAUACACAGAAAUACUUAUUCAGGAUGAGAGAGUCCUCACUACUGAAGGGUUUUGUGAGUUCAGAGAAUCCGGGAAAGCCUUCACCCAAAGAACUAACCUUAUUCAGCAUGAGCAAGUUCACACUGGAGAAAGGCCUUAUGAAUGCAGCCAUUGUGGAAAAUUUUUUAGCCACAAAUCCCAUUUCCUUACACAUCAGAGAGUUAACUGUGGAGGAACACGCUAUGACUGCAGUGAAUGUGGGAAAUCCUUUAGCCUAAGGAAGUACCUCAGAGCACAUAGGAAAAUCCACAGUGGAGAAAAGCCUUAUGAAUGCAAGGAAUGUGCUAAAUCUUUCAUCCAAAAGUGGAACUUAAUUGAACAUCAGAAAAUUCACACUGGAGAAAAACCUUAUCAAUGCACCCAAUGUGGAAAAUAUUUUGCCCGCAAAUCCAAUUUCCUUGCACAUCAGAGAGUUCACACUGGAGAAAAGCCUUACGAGUGCAAUGAAUGUGGGAAAUCUCUUACUACUAGCUCUGGCCUCUAUUAUCAUCUGCGAGUUCACACUGGAGAAAGGCCUUAUGAGUGCAGUGAAUGUGGGAAAUCUUUCACUACUUGGUCGAUCCUUUGUAAUCAUCAGAGAAUUCACAGUGGAGAAAGGCCUUUUAAGUGCAGUGAAUGUGGGAGAUUCUUUACUCGAAAUGAAAAACUCAGUGCCCAUAUGAAUGUUCACACUGGAGAAAAGCCUUAUGAGUGCAAUAAAUGUGGGAAAUCAUUUACGAGUAGGUCGAACCUUUGUAAUCAUUGGAGAGCUCACAGUGGAGUGAGGCCUUUUGAGUGCAGUGAAUGUGGGAAAUUCUUUAGCCAAAAGGCACACCUCAAUGCCCAUAAGAAAUUUCACACUGGAGAACAGGUUUAUGAGUACAAUAAAUGUGAGAAAUCUUUAACUCCUAGGCUAAACAUCAAGUGUCAUCAGAGAGUUCAUACUAGAGAAAGGCCUUAUGAGUGCAGUGAAUGUGGGAAAUCUUUUGUUGCUAGGAGUGGCCUCCAGUAUCAUCAGAGAGUUCACAAUGGAGAAAGGCCUUAUGAAUGCAGUGAAUGUGGGAAAUCUUUUACUGCUAGGUCGAGCCUUCGUGACCAUCAGAGAAUUCACACUGGAGAAAGGCCUUAUAAGUGCAGUGAAUGUGGGAAAUGUUUUACUGGUAGCUCUAGCCUUCUUCGUCAUCAGAGAGUUCACAGUGGAGAAAGGCCAUAUGAAUGCAGUGAAUGUGGGCAGUCAUUUAUUAGUCGAUCCUCUCUCUAUGAUCAUCACAGAGUUCACACUGGAGAAAGGCCUUAUGGGUGCACUGAAUGUGGGAAAGCCUUUAAGCAAAGACAGCUCCUCCGCAUCCAUAGGAAAAUCCACACUGGAGAAAAGCCUUUUCAGUGCAAGGAAUGUGGUAAAUCUUUCACCCAAAGGUGCCACUUGAUUAAACAUCACAGAGUUCAUACUGAAGAAAGGGCUUUAUGAAUAUCACGAACAUGGCCAGCAGUGAUAUUGAAGGAGUUCCAGGUGGUAAGAGAGUGAGAAGAACCUGUGCAGCUAAUGGACCAUUUCUAGAGAGGAAACUGAGACACAGAGAUGAUGUGUCAUCUGUUUGUGAUCUCCCAGAAAUGGACAGUGAUCUGGGCUUCAAUGCCAGGUUGCCUGGUUCAGGAUAUCGAGAGUCUGGUCACUUCACUCCUCCCCUGCCCCCACCCCCAGGUUUGGGGACUGAAAGAACACCUUGUCCAUCCUGACACUUCUGUGCUCCGACACCCACACAAGGAGCUCUGCUCACACCCCAGCCCCAUGCUGAUGGACAGGAUUAUCUUUUCUCUGGGAACCAAUAUUGAUGACUUUCCUGUGACUGACUCCAUUUAUGUAUCCAACAAAUCCAGUGCUGUGAUUCAGUUAUUAUUAUUGGCAUUUGUGAAAGAAGGGGUGUCCAGCUCAGAGAUGUUGAAGGACUUCCACAAGGGCUCACUAAUGCCAGGCCUUUGAUGAGAGUGGUUCCUCUACACCCUGCACCCGUCCACUGUCUUCUCUCCUGCCCCUCUGAGCAGGGCCUCCACUUGCUGUGUCCUGACCAUGAACUACCCACAUCUGACAUCUGCAUCACUACCAGGGUCUCCAGCUUCAUUUUCACCAGUACACAUCUCCUGGAAACACCAUCCUGCUUGGGAAGUUCUCCACAGGGACAGCAGCACUAAGCCAGGGACUCCGGACUGGGUCAUUGGUGUCACCCCAGAUUUGACACAGGUUCUAUCGCCAUAUGCAGUGAUUCGUUUCCAAGGUCCUGUCCAUCUUUACAUACCCACCUCAGGAUGUUCCUGUUGCCCUGUUAUGUGGUUGACCCACUCACUGUUCUGGGCAGUGUGACGGACACAAAAGGACUAAGAAUGUCCAGCAUGGCCCUACGUGACCUGGUCUCCAAGCAUCCUCUUCCUAAGCCCUUGAUCCAUUGCCUCACUGUUCCUCCCAUCCCUCGAGAAAAAGUGUUAACUCACCAAAAUGAUGAUUGUUAAUUAGCAAGAACUUGCCCUCCCUGCCUUGGGACCCACACUUGAUCAACCUACCUUAAAAACUAAGAUUGAAUGUAGGCUGACCCCUCCCAUGAAGACUUUAAAAUUCAUCUAUAAAAAGUUAUGAUUUUAAUUACAUUUCUUCAGGAUUUCUUUUUUCUUUUUGACCGUGUCACACAGUAUGUGUGAUCUUAGUUCUUCUGAUCAGGAAUCUAACCCAUGCCCCCUGCUGUGGGAGCCUGGAGUCCUCACCACUGAACUGCCAGGGAAUUCCCUUUCUUAGGAUUGUUGAUGUUGAAUUUUUGUUUUUCAUGUGUCUGUUUUUUACCUGUGUCUCCUCUCUGGUUAAAUUUCUAUUUCUGUCUUUUGCCUAUUUUUAUUUUGUGAGAUAUGGCUAUUUUCUUUUUUUUUUUGACAAAAGAGAGCUGGUGAACAGCAAAGACAUCUGUUAGAUUUCACUCAUUCAUCAAUAACGUGAGUGAUUUCUUUUCUGAAUGUAAUUGUAAUUUGGAAUAGUGAAAGAAUAUGUUCUCAAGUUUUUCUCAAUUUUAUACUAUGCAUAAUGUAAUGGCCACAUACAUUAUACAGGUUUAGGAAUAAUCUGCAUUAUUAAUAUAUUCUACCUUAGUGUUAAGUCCAGACAUUCAGUUACACAAUAAAUUAAUCUCUGGUUUGUAGUGUUUGCCGGUUUCCGUGUAUAAAUAUUCCAACCAUAAUCAAGGUCAAAUUGCCAACAUAAUUUCACUGAACAUUCAUUUGGGAAGCAUUGCCAGUAGUCCACUAUUGUAUUCUUUUUCCACCAUUACAGGUACAGUAACCGCAAUUUUAAGAAUGUAGCUAAUAAACCAUAGUAGAAUUAUAAUAAAGUGAUAGGUUUUGCAUCUUUCUUUUGAAAAUCAUUUACUGGAUGAAUAGUUGACUUAAGUUUUACCUAGUUGAAAUGUACAUUUUGACAUACUUGUGUAUAGCUCUCCAACCGGUUUCCUCCUGCCAUUGUUAAUUUAUCCUCAACAUUAAAAUGACUGAUGCAAGAGCAUAUUCUACUUUUGUAAUAGCUAUUUUCAAAUGUAUAUAUAAAUGGAAUGACUGUGUUGGACCCUUCCUGUAUCUUAUAUCAUUUAUCCUGUUUAUGCACUUUUUUUGUGUUUGUGUAUCAAGACUUACUUCGUAGUUUUUAAAAUUUAUAAUCCUAGGUAUCAUGUCUUUGAAUACAUAACUUCUUAGAAUGCAUUUCUAAAAUAAGAGAACCCUGGGACUACCCUCAUGGCACAGUGGUUAAGAGUCCACCUGCCAAUGCAGGGGACAUGGGUUUGAUCUCUGGUCCGGGAAGAUCCCACAGGCCACUGAGCAAGUGAGCCUGUGCACCCCAACUACUGAAAUCUGCGUGCCUUAGGGCACACGUUUGGCAACUACUGAAGCCUGUGCUCUGCAACAAGAGAAGCCACUGCAAUGAUAGCCCUUGCAAAGCUUC
Molecule: messenger RNA, 4885 nt
Organism: Globicephala melas (long-finned pilot whale)
Lineage: Eukaryota; Metazoa; Chordata; Mammalia; Artiodactyla; Delphinidae
Product: zinc finger protein 211-like
Biological process (GO): regulation of DNA-templated transcription
Source: RefSeq, a predicted model, not a curated record